AUGAGAGCUGACGGCGGCACAGCCCCCUUCUCCACCCGCCGCCCCCGGAGAGGCGACGGGGGAACGGAGAGGGGGGUUCGCCUCGGGCCGGCCAGCGAGAACCAGGAAGAAACACACCAGGAAAGCGGGUCGGGACCGACAGACACGGGGCCCGCGACCGACGACGCACCGGCGAACCGGGCACGCGGAGGCGAGAGCCCCACGGGCGCCCGAGAGGGGGCUCCCCAACCCCGACCGCGGCGUGCCUCGGGAACGGCCACCCGCCGCGUGAGGAACGGGAGUCCGAGGGAGCCGCCGGACGCCGACGGCUCCCUAGGGCCCCCCCGCCCCCCCGACCCCGGGGACGGAGAGGCGACCCCCCCGGGGGUCUUUAAACCUACGCGCCGGAACGCGGUAGCUAGGUACCCGGACAGGGGGCGGGGGCGGAGACGCGAGAGAGAGGACCGCCGCCGCGACGACGCACCCGGUCGCGCACCCUCGCGCGACACCGGCUCCGUCCGGCACGCGCGCCCGGGAGCCACGGCGAGAGGCCGCGCGGGACGCCGACGCGGGGCGCUCCCCUUCCCCCCACGACGGGGGGGAACACGGACGCGCACCACCCCCCAGAAACAGAACACGGAAGAGCCGGACGGGAAAGAGGGGACACACCCGCGGGCCGCUGCGGUGCGGGAGCGAGCAGCGCACGACGGGACGCGGACGGACGAGCGGGAGAAGAGCGAGCGGGAGGAGGGCGGCGGGUGGCCGGAACCGAGAGAGGCCACCCGUCGGGAACCGCCGAGCCGCCGCGAGACGGACGCGCUCCCGCGCGACGCACCGCGCCUACUGACCACGCCGCGGUUCCAAGCCGGCGGCCGCGGGCGGGCGCUCGAGAGCGGGUGCGGGGCCGCGGCGGGCCCCCCACACACACGCGGCAGCGAGGCGCAACGCCGGGGAGAGCGGGAUGAUCCCGGACCCGCUCCGGGCGGGGUCGGAAGACCGGGAACCGGCAGAGCGGGAGACGACACACCGCGCCAACGGGCUUGGCGGGAGAGACGGGCGGCGGGCCACCCCCCGGACGAGAGGCGGAGGCGGAGGGGACCGGGACACCGCGAAAAGCCGGGCCGCGCGCGUGCUCGGAAACGCGGCGGGAGAGGCGGGAGGGGGAGAGAGGCGACGACACGCGGACGGUCUUUCCCUCGAGGGACGGGAGGGGGGACGCCGCGGCCCACGACGCACGGACGGGCCGGACCUCGGGGACGGGGAGAGUCAUCGACCGGAGCCCCCACCGUCGCCGCACCGGAGGGAAAAAAAAAGCACGCAAGUGGGGGGUAUCUCACCGCCAGGCACCCAACCCGGUGCGGUGGCGGUUCCCCACACGAGACGCGCCUUCCCGGAGGACGACGACGACGACGGGGCCGGAAGAGUCCCCAGACGCACCUCGGACGGCGGACCCACCGCCACGCCGCAGACGACGGACGUCCGCUAAGCCUCCUUCCCUCGCGAGGUUCCCGAAACGCGCGAAGCCCGCCUCUCUCGCACCCUCUCGCACGGACCCACCGCCGAGACAGACGCGCCCGCCGCCGCCGAAGGACCCCCCGGCGGCGACGGGCCCCGACGCGUCCGGCGACGCGCCGGGAGACGACCGACCGCCGUUCUCCAAAGGCCGCACCCGAGAGAGAGGUCACGACCCCGCAAAGCCAGAACCGGAUCCCCGGCCCCGAGGAGGGACGGGUCAACCGCUGCUCCCCAACCGUGGGAACGCUGCCGGGGAGGGGGAGCGAGGCGACUCCCACACGGCACACAACACGAGCGACGCACGCACGCGACGCGCGCAGCGAGGCCGCGGUCCGCGGGAACGGCAAAGACGGGGAAGCGCGGGAGGGACCGCUCGCGGCGGGCACGGACGGCGGACGGGUGGGACCCGGGAGCCCACCGCCACCCAGCCCCGCUCUCUUCCCUGCUCGGGCUCCGCGCCCCGACCGAGGCGCGUACGCACCCUCGGGGGAGCGGGGGGAUCGGGGUCCCGCGGCACUCGGGCGCGCGCACACGCGGCCCCUUCGUUCCCCGCCACGGGUAACACGUCCCGGGCUCCGGCACGACACGCCGGCGUCACGACACGCUCUCUUGUCCCGCGUGGUUCCUCCCCGGACUCGGAGCGAGGAGGCGCGGGCCGCAGUGGGCGACACAAACGCUCGGGUUUCCCCCCCCAAAGACGGGACGCGGCGAGGGGCACCCGGCCGAAGCUACGCGCAUCGGGAGGUCAGGGCGUGCUGGGGCGACCAGGCGGGCCGACGGGAGACCCCAAGCACGCCCGCUCAUCGGAUCGCUAGAGAAGGCACUUUUUUCUCACUGAGGGCGGGCGGGACGGACCCGGCCCGACGAGCCUCCGGCCGCGGCAGCGCAAGAGCCGGGGGAGCGACACACACACCGCUCGAUGAUCUCGAGCGCAGCGAGGCGGGGGGGCCUGCGGUAUCGGCAAGGCUCUUACUUCCUUUCCGGGGCGCGUUCUUGAGCGUUCGCGGACACAGGGGACCGGACCGAGAGAAAACAUAA
This is a messenger RNA of Chionomys nivalis (European snow vole), 2532 nucleotides long. RefSeq names its product collagen alpha-1(I) chain-like. The coding region runs from base 1 to 2532 and encodes 843 amino acids. The record is from RefSeq and is a predicted model, not a curated record. NCBI's taxonomy places the organism in Eukaryota, Metazoa, Chordata, Mammalia, Rodentia, Cricetidae. The transcript is spliced from 2 exons.